AUGCGAUGUGCUCUUCAAAUAUUCCUGCUCUACUAUCUGGUUAUUCCCAUCCGAUUAUUCUUGGCACAAAAUUUCGACUUUGAAGUUCCAGAAGAUAUCGCGGAAGGUACAUUGGUCGGCAAAAUUGUGCUGGAACCAAGUCUCAGCUAUCGACUAAAUGGCUAUAACCAGUUUGCAUCAGUGAAUAUUCACACAGGUGAAGUUCACAUUUCUGCACCAUUGAACCGAGAGACGAUUGCACCCAAUGGUACAAUUAUUUUGAUCUUAACUGCCGAACCGGGCGUAAUUAUUGCAAUUCGAAUCAGUGUACUCGAUAUCAACGAUAACAGCCCGACGUUCCCUUCAAAAUAUAUGAAUGUUUCAAUUGUCGAAUCAGCAGUUAUUGGUAGUCGAAUACGCUUACAACCAGCGAGCGAUCCGGAUUUAGCUGAAAAUGGCACGAUUGUAAAUUAUAAGCUUGAAGGUGGAAAAGGAUUUUUCACUUUAAUAAGGUCCUCGAACAGUACUGGUGGAGAUGUCUUGCUACUUGAAUUGCUAGCAAAACUGGAUCGUGAAACGAAAGAUCUAUUCAUUCUGAAUAUUUCUGCUUAUGAUGGAGGCAACCCAUCUCGUUCAGGCUACUGCAUAGUCUACGUAAACGUCUUAGAUGCAAAUGACAACCCACCAACAUUUCGUCAACCACGUUACGAUGUCCAGCUGAAUAGAUCGGAAUUGUCGGAUGCAACAUUAUUACGGGUUCAAGCUACUGAUGCAGAUGUUGGUGAUAACGGCCUUAUCAGCUAUCGUUUCAUAACGAAUCCUUCCGAAUACUUCAAAAUUGAUCACAACACGGGUAUAAUAACUAUUCAGCAUACUAUGCUGAACUGCUCAGAAGAUGAUUGUUUGCAAGACUGCUCGGGAAUGUGUGUUUUGACAGUGGAAGCAGAAGACCAAGGUGAACCAAAAUUAAUUGGUCGUACUUUGGUUUAUAUACAUCUCACAGAUAUCAAUUUACAUGAUCCCCAAAUCAAUUUCAGGAUCUACCCAACUAAUUCAGAAUUUGCAUGGAUAAGUUCAGAAACAGCUAUAGGUUCAGUAGUUGCCGUGAUAACGGCAAGUGAUCGAGAUGAUGGGCAAAAUGUUCGGAUAUCCAUAAUUGAUGGUAACAAUGAGAAUUAUUUUCGAUUAGAAAGUGGCAAAAAUUACGGUAUUUUACGACAAAACCGAUUAGUGGAUAAGCCGAUCGAGCAAUUUUUGCUGAAAUUUUGUGCAACAGACGAUGGCGUGCCACCACGUUCUUUGGAACGCGAUCUGAAGGUUUUUGUUAUGAAAUUAAAUGAUACUGCUCCAGUACUUGAAGAAAAUUUUGUAAAAGUUGAUAUUUUUGAAACUUCAACAAAGGGGUCAUUUGUUGCUGCGGUUCGAGCCUCUGCUGAGGAAGAUUUGCACUUUUCAAUUAUUGAGGAUGGCAAAAAUGAAGGACUAUUUUCGGUUGGUAAAAAUACAGGUAUCGUGACACUUUCCAAAGCAUGGCCAAGCCGCACGAAAUGGAAUUACGAAUUUGAAAUAAUAGUACGGAAAGCCGCGCCCAGUGAUAAAUUUUCGAUCUGCACAAUUCAAGUAGCAAUUAUCGAUGUGAAUGAUCACAAACCGCAAUUCCCCUCUUCUUUUUAUGAAGUUGAAGUGUCAGAAGACACUCCACCACUUACCGUCUUCUUUAAAGUUUCUGCAACUGAUGAGGAUCAUGAAAAUAACAGUGUUAUUUCGUACAGUAUAGAAGGCCCCCCUAAGGAACAAAUAUUUAUGGUCAAGGAAUUUUCUGGAGAAAUAUUGCUACGUACAAAGCUUGAUCGAGAAACUAAAAAGCUGCAUAAAAUUACUGUUACCGCUACCGAUCACGGGAAUCCGCCACGGAGUUCUUCAACCCUCCUUUUCAUCAACGUCUUAGAUGUAAACGACAAUGAUCCAUAUUUUGGCCAGGUUGAGUAUCAUGGUUACAUUGUGAGAGGGGAUCCACCGGGUACUCAUCUCGUACAGCUGGAGGCAUUUGAUGACGACAGUUCAAAAUUUGCGCAAAUAUCAUAUUUGUUUUAUUAUUCUGUCCCAGGUUUCUUGGGAUUGGACCAUGCAAGUGGAAGAAUGUAUCUGGCCACACAUGCCGAUUUACUUAACUUUGGACCGAAAAUGGAAGUCGUUGUGGGUGCGAAAGAUAACGGCGGUCAUUUGUCACGUAACAAUGCUACUGUACAUUUAUGGUUACUGGACAGUGUGCUUCAAGUACCGAAAUUCAUCCCGAACAACUGGUCCAUUGAAAUCAGCGAGAAUUCGUCACCGGAAAAAAUUUUGGCUUCAUUUUCUGUGCACUCAUCAUUUGAAGGUAUUCGUUAUCGGAUCAACACCACUGAUUUGCUGAUUGAUGAAUUCACGGGUCAAGUGCGAGCUCGUCGUUCAUUUGAUCGCGAAAUGGAAACUAGAAUUGGUUUCACAGUUUAUGCGGAUAGCGAAUGGUCCACUGCAAUGCACCAAGGAACAUUAAAUAUCCUUGACCAGAAUGAUAAUUCUCCAGUCUUUGAACUUAAUGGAACAGCUCAGUUUGUUCUUGAUUCUCGCUGGAUAGGGAUUGGUGCAGAAUUGUUUCGAUUACGAUGCCAUGAUCCUGAUGACGGUAACAACGGUCAUAUUACGUACAGUGUCAACAGUAGCUUUUUUGGUAUUAAUGCAGAAACGGGCAUUGUACAACUGAUGAAAUUUCCUAAUGGUUUGAAUCAGUUGCAAUUCUAUGUGACCGCAACUGAUGGCGGAGAACAAUCAAGACGUAGUACAAUCAGGGUUGUGGUAGAAAUCAAGGAAGAUGAAACAAUCUAUACAUUUCCUCCAGUAAUUUCACUAUCGAUACCAGAAAAUAUACCUUUGGGGACAAUUAUAACCAAUCUAGCACCCAAAAAUAUAACUCAACGUUUUGAAUUUCAAACAUCUGGAGUUACGGAAAGCCAUCCUGUCCAAAUUCUUCCAUCUGGUGAAGUUUUCAUUGCAUCCAAGAUCGAUCAUGAAAUUGUGAAUUACUUAUCAAUUUCUGUUACUGCUUUCAAUUCAGACAAAAAUUCAAUUCCGAGCAAGCACGAAUUCCUAUUUCAGCUUUAUAUAGCGGAUAUAAAUGAUAAUGCGCCGCAAUGUUCCAAGAAUAAUAAAUUUAUCGUUCCCGAAAAUAACAUUCCUGGUGCAAUUCUGGGACUUUUCAAUGGUAUUGACGAUGACAGUGGUUCAAAUGGAAUAUUAUUGUAUGAAUUGAUAGAUGAUAGCACGAAAACAUUCAGCAUUGAUCCGCAUACUGGAAUCAUUCGAGCAUUAUUGGUGUUGGAUUUCGAACUGGCCCAGUUCCACAAUUUAACCAUAAUUGUUACGGAUGGAGGCUUGUUGAAAACAAACUGUGCAAUAAUGAUUGAAGUGCAAGAUUUAAACGAUAACAUACCGCACUGGGAGCAGGAAUUUUAUCAUUUCUAUGUCUCAGCAAGAGCAGAAGAUAAUUUGGGCGGUAAAGUAGUAGCACGAGACUUGGAUUCUGCUCUAAAUGGUGAAGUUAGAUACAAACUGCAGCAAAAAUGGAUGCCGUUUAAGAUCAAUGAAAGCAACGGUGAUAUCACUCUGAACGGUCCUCUUUUACCAAACCAUAUCUAUAAUAUCACCAUAAUCGCAACAGAUAGAGGCACUCCGCCACUUUCUAGUGCAACACUCGUUUUCAUUCACACCGAUACAGAAGAAAAUUGUACACCUAAUUUUACAAAUUAUCCAAAUGAUGAUAUUGAGAUUGACGAAAGCUUGCUUGGACAAUUGAUUACCCAAGUACAUGCUGUUGCUUGCGGAGCAGAAGUAAUAUAUUCAUUAAGUUAUGGUAAUUCAAGUUAUCGUGUUCAAAGCAAUCUCGGACCGUUUUGGGUUGAUUCUACUGAUGGGAGCAUAUUUUUAACAAGAGGCCUGAAUGGAUAUGUUGGAAAGCGGAUCGAAGUAAUAAUUAAAGCUGAAACGACAUCACUUUUUAACAAUGUUACUUUUGGAAUUACGGUAGUGGGCAAAAGGAGUGGACAUUCUGGCACGGAUACAAUCUCAAUUCAUGUUCAAGAAAACAACAAUGUUGGCAAAGUAUGUGGCAAAAUAGAAACAUUGGGGAGAGAUUUCCAGUUAUUACGUCAAAUACCAGCCGGGAAAACAUUUCAUCUCCAAGAACAGAAUUUAAUUUGUGCUGAAGUGUUGGAUCGUGAACAAGUGAACUUCUAUCGUCUAGUCGUUGCUGAAAGUGAUAGUUUGAAGUCAAGGGUCAUUUCGGUUCAAGUGGAUGAUGAAAAUGAUAAUUCUCCACAAUGCUUCGGAACCAAGGCGAUUCUAGUUGGGUCUAAGUCGUUGUUCGUUCCAUGGAAUUGUUUAGAUAAGGAUGCUGGUUUAAAUGGAACAGUCGGUUAUAAAAUUAUAAGAAGUGCAAAAAUUGUUUCUGAAAUAAACGACAGUGGUUUCACAGUCAGUCCUUUCACAGGCGAUCCGGAAUAUUUUUCUGUAUUGGUUUACGAUCGACACACUAACAAUGGAUUUCGAGAUGAUGAUAAAUUGCGGAGGAGCACCGAGCUUCACUAUAUUUUGAUUUCGAGCAAUCCAAAGUUAGAGGCACCAAUCGAAUUCAAAAAGCAGUAUCGGCUUCAUCGAGAUAUUCAACCUGGCACAGUGUUUGGUACUAUAGUAGCGAAAACUGGUGCUACAGUUGAAUAUUUUACAACUUCGUUUAAAAAUGAAAAAAAUAUGAAUAGUCUGCAAUGGGCUGAUAUUGAUCGUCAAACGGGACAGUUGCAAAUAAACCAAAAGCCGGAUAAUCAUCUGGUUUAUAUGGAAAUCACACUAUUGUCAGAAGGAUUCACCAAGACGAUUACAGUGGGUUUCCUUUUGUCAAAUUAA
Loa loa (African eye worm) is the source of this 4917-nucleotide messenger RNA. Its product is annotated as cadherin domain-containing protein. Gene Ontology annotation, molecular function: calcium ion binding; cadherin binding. The coding region runs from base 1 to 4917 and encodes 1638 amino acids. The record is from RefSeq and is a predicted model, not a curated record. The transcript has 19 exons. Gene Ontology annotation, biological process: homophilic cell-cell adhesion. Lineage: Eukaryota; Metazoa; Nematoda; Chromadorea; Rhabditida; Onchocercidae. Gene Ontology annotation, cellular component: plasma membrane; catenin complex.